AAUUCCCAACUGUGUGAACAACAUAAUGGUCAAUGUCCGAGAUCCACUCACAGUUGUUUGGGAUCCCUUAGAGGACUUGGGUCACUUCUCUGGCUCCAUCUGCAGCACGCUCAGCUAACCUAGGCUCUCACAGGCUCCACUCCACCCACACUGCUGGUCUUGGUGGUCACCCCAUGGAACGGGCAUCUAUAAAAGGCCUUCUGCAAAUGGGCCACACUUUCCCCAAUAGUUUUCCUUGGGCCCUCUUCACGGAGCAAAGCCUCAACUUUUCUCCAUGGCCCCUUCAACCCUGAGCCUUCUACUGCUACCCAGGCUGCACCUUCACCGACAGCCUCUGUGGCCUUGACCAGUUGCUGCUCUCCACGACCUGUUCACGCCUUCAACACCAGUACCGCCCGGGUGGCUUUGAAACUCCCAGUACCAGGUACAACCUUAGCUGCCUCUGGAGCAGAGCUGUGUGCCGACUCUAAGGAAACACUUCCCAGAAGCCUUCACUUCGGUUAUGCUGGUCUCGUCUUCAUCCCUGGUCAUUUCUCAGCUCCAGCUGACCAGCCAUCAGUGCUGUCCCAGUGACACAAAGGUCUCACUUUAAGGGUGCCUGCUGGUCUCUUGUUAAUCAUAGCUCACUCUUCAGCCCCAGCUGACCAGACACCACGGAUUCUUCACACAAAAGGCCCAGUAGAGUCUUUAAACUUGCCCCUGAAACUAGCCAGGCCUCCAUUGUCUGUAUCUUCUACGCUCCUACUUCCAUCUGAGGUCUCAACACUCGGUGACUUUUCUAAUCCAAAGUUCCAAAGUCCUUCUAUAGUCCCCCCCCCCCAGCAGUACCCCACUAUCCUGAUACCAAAUUGUCUUAGGGUUUUCUACUGCUGUGAUGGAACACCAUGACAAAAGCAAGUUGGGGAGGAAAGGGUUUUAUUUGGCUUGCACUUCCACAUAGUAGUCUAUCAUUGGAGGAAGUGAGGGCAGGAAACUGGAGGCAGGAGCUGAUGCAGAGGCCGUGGAGGGGGGCUGUUUACUGGUUGCUCCCAAUGACUUGCUCAGGACCACCAGGUCAGGGAAGGCACCACCCAUAGUGGGUGGGACUCACACACAUCCAUUGCUAAGUAAGAAAAUCUACAGACCUGGUUAUAGCCCAAUCUUACAUAGGCAUUUUUUCCAGAAGAGGCUCCCUCCUCUCCAGUGACUAGUUGUAUCAAGUUGACAUAAAACCAGCUAGCACAUCCUUUCAAAGAUGAGCUUGGGAGGCAGGGACCCCAUGAGGUCCUUUGUUUCACUACAGAGAGCCCAUCCUGGGCUGGUCUUUAGGCAGAGCCAUUCUUUGAGUAGGGCUCAAAGGGGACUUGGUUAGGCAAGCUCUCAGGCAAGGCACUGAGAUUCCAUUCAUUCCUCCACUUGCUGUCAGUCAGCUAGCCAGGGCCAUUUAUUUACCCCUGGGAUACUAAGGUCCCUGAAAACCCCAAGAGCCAGGGGCCCAUUGCACCACGCUCUAGAAGCCAGAGACCCAUAGCUCUCAGGAUAGAGGCUGAUCCUGCGGGGCUUCCAACCACCUUCGAUCCCAACACUCAGCAACUCUCAUAGUCCUGUGCUCUCAGCAGCCAUGAGCCGAGCAGACAGCUGCAGGCAGCAGCAGAGGAUGGAACAUUCUCAUGUGAGUGUCAGUCAGACCUUGGGGACAAGAACUGACGGUCUCUGGAAGUAAUGUUACAUCUAUGGGGCAUAAGGUGUCUGGGACCCUUGGUCCUUAAUGUCUGUCAGCUGCCUAGAAUUUCCUGGUGUAAGAAAUAAUGAUCCUCUUUCGACCGUGCUUGCCGGCAGACUCGCUGCCAUGGGCCGUGUGAUCCGAGGGCAGAGGAAAGGCGCAGGUUCUGUGUUCCACGCGCACGUGAAACACCGUAAGGGCGCCGCGCGGCUGUGAGCUGUGGACUUCGCCGAGCGGCACGGUUACAUUAAGGACAUUGUAAAGGAUAUCAUUCAUGACUUCAGUCGCGGUGCUCCCCUCGCCAAAGUGGUUUUUCAUGAUCCCUACCGGUUUAAGAAGCGGACGGAGUUUUUCAUCGCCGCAGAGGGAAUCCAUACCGGGCAGUUUGUGUACUGUGGCAAGAAGGCCCAGCUGAAUAUCGGCAAUGUUUUGCCCGUGGGCACCAUGCCUGAAGGUACUAUCGAAUGUUGUCUGGAGGAGAAGCCUGGGGACAGGGGCAAGCUGGCACAAGCCUCUGGGAACUAUGCCACAGUCAUCUCCCACAAUCCGGAGACCAAGAAAACGCGAGUGAAGCUGCCUUCAGGGUCCAAGAAGGUCAUUUCCUCGGCCAACAGAGCUGUCGUUGGUGUUGUGGCUGGUGGGGGCAGAAUUAACAAGGCUGGCCGUGCCUACCACAAGUACAAGGCCAAGAGGAACUGCUGGCCACGUGUACGUGGGGUGGCCAUGAAUACUGUAGAGCAUCCCUUUGGAGGUGGUAACCAUCAGCACUUUGGCAAACCAUCCACUAUCCGAAGAGAUGCCCCUGCUGGACGCAAAGUGCGUCUCAUUGCUGCCUGCCGGACUGGGCGACUACGUGGAACCAAAACUGUACAGGAGAAGGAGAACUAGAGCUCAGGAACUAAUAAAGUAUGUCUUUUGGCGAAAAAAAAGAAAGAAAGAAAUAAUGAUCCUCACUUGAGAGUAAGAGUAUUGGUGAUGAAGAAAGCAAAAAGGGAAGUGGCUUUACUUCACGACUUUGCAAGGUCAGCCUAGAAAGGCAGGUGGAGCACGCCACCAACCAGCUCCCCAAUCAUGACCCAGAGACAUUAGUUAAGAAUAAUGCUCAGCCCUGGGGGCUGGAGAAAUGGCUCAGUGGUUAAGAGCAUUGCCUGCUCUUCCAAAGAUCCUGAGUUCAAUUCCCAGCAACCACAUGGUGGCUCACAGCCAUCUGUAAUGAGGUCUUGUGCCCUCUUCUGA
This is a messenger RNA of Alexandromys fortis (reed vole), 2938 nucleotides long. RefSeq names its product 60S ribosomal protein L8-like. Lineage: Eukaryota; Metazoa; Chordata; Mammalia; Rodentia; Cricetidae. The transcript has a single exon. Gene Ontology annotation, biological process: cytoplasmic translation. The record is from RefSeq and is a predicted model, not a curated record. Gene Ontology annotation, cellular component: cytosolic large ribosomal subunit; ribosome. Gene Ontology annotation, molecular function: structural constituent of ribosome; RNA binding.